Mauremys reevesii (Reeves's turtle) is the source of this 2341-nucleotide messenger RNA. It is a transcript of the gene HDGFL2, whose product is annotated as HDGF like 2. Gene Ontology annotation, biological process: regulation of transcription by RNA polymerase II. The record is from RefSeq and is a predicted model, not a curated record. Gene Ontology annotation, cellular component: nucleus. The transcript is spliced from 16 exons. NCBI's taxonomy places the organism in Eukaryota, Metazoa, Chordata, Testudines, Geoemydidae. Gene Ontology annotation, molecular function: transcription coregulator activity; double-stranded DNA binding. The coding region runs from base 83 to 2038 and encodes 651 amino acids.
CGGCCUAGGCCUGUGCUGCGGCCUGUCGCCCCUCCCCCCGCCCCCGGAGCCCCGGCCCGGCCCGGCUCGGCCCGGCCCCGCCAUGCCGCACAGCUUCAAGCCCGGAGACCUGGUCUUCGCCAAGAUGAAGGGGUACCCGCACUGGCCGGCCCGGAUUGAUGACAUAGCAGACGGCGCUGUAAAACCCCCGCCGAACAAGUACCCCAUCUUCUUCUUUGGGACGCACGAGACAGCCUUCUUGGGACCUAAGGACCUGUUCCCUUACGACAAGUACAAGGACAAAUACGGGAAGCCAAACAAGCGAAAAGGCUUCAAUGAGGGAUUGUGGGAAAUCCAGAACAACCCCCAUGCCAGUUACAGUGCCCCUCCGCCAGCGAGCUCCUCAGACAGCGAAGUUCCCGAGAACGACCCGGUGGCAGGGAGUGAUGGAGGAGAGGAGGAAGACGAAUCGGCUGCCAUGGCAGUUGCUACUGUCGCUGCAGCGGCCAUGGAGAAGCUAGACAGCGAUGAGGAGUCUGACAAGGGGAGCGACCAUAGUGGGCUGAAACGAAAAGCGCUAGCUAUGAAAAUGCCAGUGGCUAAACGACCCCGGAAAUCCUCCAGCGACCUCGACCAGGGCAGUGCGUCUCCCUCGGAAGAGGAGAACUCGGAAAGUUCUUCUGAGUCAGAGAAAAAUAGUGACCAGGACUUUACUCCAGAGAAGAAGCCAGUGACCAGAGCUCCCAGGAGGGUGUCUGCAGGUGGAAGGAAGAAGAAGAAGGUGGAUUCGGGGUCCGACUCGGACUCCAAGGUGGAUUCGGAGGAGGAAAACGAGACAGUGGACAUGACUAAGUCGGACUCUGAUUCGGACUCCGACUCGGACGUGUCUGUGAAGAAGGUUCCACGGGGCAGGAAGCCAGCUGAGAAGCCGCCCCCAAAGCCUCGCGGCAGGAAACCAAAGCCUGAGAGAGCUCCGACCAGCUCCAGCAGCGACAGUGACAGCGACAGCGACGUAGAUCGCAUCAGCGAAUGGAAGAGGCGUGACGAGGAGCGCCGCCGGGAGCUGGAGGAGAAGAGGAAGAGGGAGCAGGAGGAAGAGAUCCGCAGGCUACGGGAGCAGGAGAAAGAGGAGAAGGAAAAGAAGAAGGAGAAGGCGGAGAAGGGGGAGGAGGCGCACUCAGACAGUGACAGCAGCAUGGAUGACGAGGUGGCCAAGAAAGGCAGGAAGAUCCGAGGCAAGGACCAGUUGUCGUCGGACUCCGACUUGGAGCUGGAGAAAGAGGUAAAGAAGCCGCUGAAGAAGCAGCAGCCCUCAGAGUUGUCAAGGAAACCGAAUCUAAAGGAGAAGAGGGGCCGAUCGGAGGAGAAACCUCGCAACAAACCCUUAAGAGUGGAGCGAGGCCGGAGAAAGUCUGACGCGAUCCCAGAGAGGAGGAUGGAGAAGAAGAAGGAGCCCACAACUGAAGAGAAGCUUCAGAAACUUCACAGCGAGAUCAAGUUUGCCCUGAAAGUUGAUAAUCCGGAUAUCAAGAGGUGCCUGAAUGCGCUGGAAGAGCUGGGAACCCUGCAGGUCACCUCCCACAUCCUCCAGAAACACACUGAUGUGGUGGCUACGCUGAAAAAGAUCCGUCGCUACAAAGCUAACAAGGACGUGAUGGAGAAGGCUGCCGAGGUUUACACCCGCCUGAAGUCGCGCGUCCUGGGGCCGAAGAUCGAGGUGAACCAGAAAGCCAACAAAACUGGGAUGGAGAAAGACAAGGGAGACACGGAGAAGGGCCAGGAGAAGCUGUCAGGAGGGGAGGCCCAGAACGAGAGAGAAGAGGAGGAGACCAAUGCUGAUCUGUCAGCCCCCGUAAACGGUGAAUCCAUGUCCCAGAAAGGGGAGAGCGUGGAGGAUAAGGAGCGAGACAAAGCCCAGGGAUCUGGCGACGGAGAGCGAGAGGCAUCCCCAGAAGACACACAUGACGCGCAAGACUAUCCCGAGAUCAAAAGGCCCAGUACCGACAGGGAGAGGGGCCGCCUGGAGUCGGACUCCGUGGACGAGGAGGAGGACAGCUGAGGCCGUGGCUCCCGCACGGAGGAGAAACACUCGCAGGGUCUCUGCACUGAAGGCAGUGAAGGAGACCGGCUCUGCCUUGCCCCCAUGUUUCAGAGUUACUUCACUAAGUCGCACUGUAGCUGAUGCCUAGGUCUUGUUCCCCCCCCGUCCUGCUCCUGUCAAAGGAAAGAACUUCUGGGGAGGCUGUGCCGUAUGUUUGUAUUUGUCUCCUUGGUUUUUUGUUGGGUUUUUUUUCCCCCCACCUAAAUUCUUGUGAUCUAAACCGACAUGAACUGAAUAUAAAGGGUUUUUUAAUGAAAAAAA